Saprolegnia parasitica CBS 223.65 is the source of this 551-nucleotide messenger RNA. RefSeq lists its product as hypothetical. The transcript is spliced from 5 exons. The record is from RefSeq and is a predicted model, not a curated record. Gene Ontology annotation, cellular component: centrosome. The coding region runs from base 219 to 551 and encodes 110 amino acids. Lineage: Eukaryota; Oomycota; Saprolegniomycetes; Saprolegniales; Saprolegniaceae.
UGAUCAAGGCAACCAAAGACUACUUGGUUGCUCGACACAAUGCUCAAGACGCCGCACGUCAGGCGCAAGAAGAAAUUGUGCAUUUGCACCAAGUGCAGACCCGGAUCGAGAAGGAGAAGGAAUUGGUACACACUCAAGCCCAGCAAGAGACUCAGGCCAUUCGCGCAUCCGUGCGGGAAGAAGGCAACCAAAAUGCCGAGGAGUUCCGGAAACAAGCCAUGGCCCGCGAGCGCGAUAUCCAUAUCCUUAAAGAGCAAUACGCAGCCGUCCAAGAGACGUAUGGCGCGCGGAUCCAUAGCCUUCAAUCGCGGUUAACGACGCUUCGUGGCCGCUACAAGGGCCUCGAGAACAGGCGCAAUAUGGAGAUGGAAGGCUUCUCGCGCGAUGUCGCGACACUCAAGCGACACAUCGUGAAGCUCGAGAGUCUUUGCUUUGGGGCCAAGCUCACGCAAGAUGAGUUGCGCGGUCUACGCGUUGAUGAGAGCAACGUCUUUUCGUCCAACCAGCUCAACUCGGAGCUUGCACACCUCCAAGUACGUCUCGACUUUUGA